ACGUUCCGUGUCGUCACUUCCUCCCCACGUGAGUCGCUCUGUACAUGUGAGGAGCAAUACGUCUACAGAGGUUUUCGUCUCGUUUUUAAACCGACGAAGUCACAUAUUCUCAUCUUAUGGUUAUCGAUAACGGGAUCAUGGACUCAGCAGAGGAGGAGGCGCUGCUCGGGCAGGAGUCAGAGGAGGAAAACUCUGAAUUAUCGGACGAUGAGCUUCAAGAAGCUUUCGCUAAAGGGUUGUUGAAACCGGGGAUGAACGUUCUGGUGGAUAAACCCAAAAAGUUGGUCAACAAUGUGGAGGGCUUGAAACAGUGCCUUGCUGACUUCCGUAAAGACCUUCCCUGGGUGGAGAGGCUUGAUCUGACCAACUUGCCGGCUGAAGACAUCAUCUUCCAAGCUGAUGGGAAAGUUCCCAGUCAGACCAAUGGAGAACUCAAUGCGGAUGAUGAUUUCCAGAGGGAGAUGUUCUUCUACCGUCAAGCUCAAGCCACAGUCCUUGAGGCACUGCCCCUCCUAAACAAGCACGGCAUAGCCACGAGGAGGCCUGAUGAUUACUUUGCAGAGAUGGCAAAGUCAGAUCAGCACAUGCAAAAGAUCAGGAAAAAGCUCAUUUCAAAGCAGAUGAUACUGGAGAAGUCAGAGAAGGCCAAGAAACUGCGUGAGCAAAGGAAGUUUGGCAAAAAGGUCCAAAUAGAAGUGAUCCAGAAGAGGCAGAAGGAGAAGAAGGCAAUGAUGUCAGCUGUGAAGAAAUACCAGAAAGGAAUGACCGACAAACUGGAUUUCUUGGAAGGAGACCAGAAGAGUGGUAAAGACUCGGCUCAGGGCUCAAAGAACGCGCUGAACAAGAAGGGCCCCAGCGCCAAGAGAAAAUACAAGGACCAGAAGUUUGGCUUUGGAGGCAAGAAGAGUGGAAAGAAGUGGAACACCAAAGACAGCUACAACGACGUUUCCAGUUUCCGCGCCAAGGUGGCUCACGCAAAGGGCGGCAAGGGAGGGAAGAAAGGCAAAGGAGGAAAACAGAAUAAACGCCCGGGCAAGUCGGUACGUAGGAAAAUGAAGGCUCGCUCGUAAAAACUUACAGGCUGGUCAAGAGACUGGACUAAGACUUGCUUUUAGGCAGGAUUUCCCACACCUGCUCCCCAGUCUCUCCUUCCAGCACACCUUAGGAGAAAUACAGGGGAGCUCUUCUACACAGUUUGUACAAUAUGCCUUCUGUAACACUGGUCUGGACUGAUAUGGAGGACUGCCUUCAAGCCACAGAGAGAGAGAGAGAGAGAGAGAGAGAGAGUGAGAGAGAGAGAGAUGUCCUGCUAUAUUUCUGAGGAAGACAUUCAAAGGACAUCACUGGCAAGGAAAAGAGGAGAGUGGACUGCACAGAGCUACGCAAGAUUCCCACUUGAAAUUUCCAUAAUACUUGUAAAGAAAAAGAGAAUUUAAAUGUGAAGAAUUUGUCAUGGCAAGUUUUUAUUGUUUGCGGCCGUCGUUGCCUCUUCUUGCUUGUCAGAUAAAGUGGUUUUAAAGCCAUUUUCUGUGAUUACACCCCAGUGUUUUCACCAACCAUCUGAUUUACAUUGUGUGUGCUCUGCAGAGUUUGCUUUAUUCUGUUUUUUUUUCUAACUCCGCUCCUUGGCUCAUUGAUUCUCUCUCAUGUGACAUGACAUUUUAUAAUAUUGAGCAGCUGUCAGCAUUGCCCUUUCCCAUUCAUUAAUAUGAUUAGUAUGUGAUGGGUGAGUGUGCUUUGUAUAGACCUGUGCAAAUGUUUCUCCCUGCAAGUGUUAUUUUUUUUUCUUAGUUUGCAAAAAUAGAAAUGUAAAAAAGGGCAACUUCUGGUGCCGACACCUGUAUGUUUGUAUGAUAAAUAAAUAAAUCUGAACAUAGGUGUUCACUUUA
This is a messenger RNA of Lates calcarifer (barramundi perch), 1889 nucleotides long. RefSeq names its product EBNA1 binding protein 2 (gene ebna1bp2). The record is from RefSeq and is a predicted model, not a curated record. Gene Ontology annotation, biological process: rRNA processing; ribosomal large subunit biogenesis. Gene Ontology annotation, cellular component: preribosome, large subunit precursor; nuclear periphery; nucleolus. Lineage: Eukaryota; Metazoa; Chordata; Actinopteri; Centropomidae.